AUUAACUUGUAUUGAGAUUCGAAUUCGAAGGCAAAGCUCAUUGGCUCUGUGAACGUUGUAAAUAACAUCACCCGUCUCUCUUCCAAAGAGCAGAACAGAGAAAGCUUUAACAAUGUCUCACUCUCUGGUAGUUUUCAAGUCGCCACCAUCAAUUUCCAAUGUUCGCUAUUCCACUUUUUCUUCACCAUCUUCUUUACGACGUCGUUUAAAUCUGAGACAAAAUCAUGGCCACCACCUUUCUUUUCCCUUCCGUUUUACUACUUCUCAUAGAUACCCAAUUCGCUGUUGUUCUUCUUCCUCCUCCUCUAUGCCUCUUCAACAAGUUUCCAUUCCCACUUCUCAGUUGCAGGACAGCUUGUUGUACUCGAGGGCCUUCUGGGUUACAAAAUCUAUAAUUGCUUGGAAUGUAGAUGUUGGAGUUGAUGGUUCUUGCUUUUUAUAUGCUAGUCAGAUUGCUGCAUUGUCUGUUACUGAUUCUGGCAUACAAGGCUAUGAUGUGAAAUUUAAGCUUGAGGAAGAUGAUGGUGGCCUUUCAGAAAAAGUAGUUGCGAAAUUUCCUCAUAUUCGGGGUUACAAAGCUUUCAAAGUGCCUUCUUCUGUUGAUGCCAAAUCUCUUCUCAAAUGCCAAUUAGCAGUUGCAGCAUUUAACUGUGGUGGUGGGAAGUGUAGCAAUGCUACUGGUCUGCAGUUACCCGGUAUUUUGGAUGAUUUGUUUUCAUACGAUGGUCCACUUGGUGCACAUUUUUCCACAGAUGCUGUAUCACUCCAUCUUUGGGCUCCCACUGCUCAAGCAGUUCAGGUUUGCAUUUAUAGGGAUCCAUUCAGCAGCGAUCCUAUGGAAAUUGUUCAGCUCGUGGAGGUUAAUGGAGUUUGGAGCAUUAAAGGGCCAACAGAUUGGGAAGGUUGUUAUUAUGUGUAUGAAGUAUCUGUCUACCAUCCAUGCAGCUUACGCAUUGAAAAAUGCUUUGCAAAUGAUCCAUAUGCCAGAGGGCUCUCAUCAGAUGGCAAGAGGACAUUAUUGGUGAAUCUUGAUUCUGAUACUUUAAAACCUGAAGGAUGGGAUAUAUUAGCCAAUGAAAAACCCACUUUACUUUCUUUCUCUGACAUAAGUAUUUAUGAGUUGCAUAUAAGGGAUUUUAGUGCUAAUGAUCACACAGUGCGUCCUGACCUUCGGGGUGGUUAUUUGGCCUUCACUCUGGAGGAUUCGGCAAGUGUACUUCAUCUAAAGAAAUUAUCAAAUGCUGGCAUUACUCAUGUCCAUUUGCUGCCAACCUUUCAAUUUGCUGGCGUUGACGAUGUUAGGGAGAACUGGAAGUCUGUGGAUAACAACAUGCUAGAAAAAUUACCACCGGAUUCAGUUGAGCAACAAGCUCAUAUUACUGCAAUCCAAAAUGAUGAUGGGUAUAAUUGGGGGUACAAUCCUGUUCUCUGGGGGGUCCCUAAAGGAAGUUAUGCAAGCAAUCCAAAUGGUCCUUGCCGCACCAUUGAGUUCAGAAAGAUGGUUCAGGCACUUAACCACAUUGGUCUUCGGGUUGUGUUGGAUGUUGUCUACAAUCAUUUGCAUGGAAGUGGGCCUUUUGAUGAGAAUUCUGUUCUUGAUAAGGUUGUUCCAGGUUAUUAUCUGAGAAGGAACAAUGACGGAUUUAUCGAAAAUAGUACAUGUGUGAAUAACACUGCCAGUGAGCAUUAUAUGGUUGAGCGCUUGAUUAUCGAUGAUCUUUUGAGCUGGGCAGUUAACUACAAGGUUGAUGGAUUCCGGUUUGACCUUAUGGGCCAUAUAAUGAAAAGUACAAUGAUGAAAGCAAAAGAUGCGCUACUCAGCCUAACAAAUGAAAGAAAUGGAGUUGAUGGUUCAAGUAUCUAUAUAUAUGGUGAAGGUUGGGACUUUGGUGAAGUUGCUAAAAAUGGUCGUGGAAUAAAUGCUUCGCAGUUCAAUCUUGGUGGAACUGGAAUUGGGAGUUUUAAUGAUCGAAUACGUGAUGCAAUGCUUGGUGGAUCCCCUUUUGGCCAUCCUCUUCAGCAAGGAUUUGUGACUGGUCUAAUGUUGCAGCCUAAUGGUCAUGACCAUGGAGGAAAAGCUGUUGAAGAACUCAUGCUUACUAUAGCAAAGGAUCACAUCCAGGCUGGGAUGGCUGCAAAUUUGAGGGAUUUUGUUCUAGUCAAUAGUGAAGGGAAAGAGGUGAAAGGAUCAGAAAUUUUGAUGAAUGGUGGGGCACCUGUUGCAUAUGCUUUAUGCCCUAUAGAAACGAUUAAUUAUGUUUCUGCUCAUGACAAUGAAACUUUGUUUGAUAUUGUGUGCAUGAAGACUCCGAUGAAAAUUUCUGUUGAUGAGAGAUGUAGAUUAAAUCAUUUGGCAACAAGUAUAAUAGCAAUGUCACAGGUAUAUUUGAGGAGCAUUGAUAAGGAUGAUUAUCUUACUCCUAUGAUGAUACAAGGCAGACCCAGAUGAGAGUUGAUGCUCGAUUGUUCUUUUAGAUUCGAAAUUCUAUUGAUAGUGAGGUAAUUAUCUCAAUCAACCAUUGUGAAUUUAUUAAAGAGCUGAUGGCUUAUCAUGUUUUCCUGUAUUCUAGUCAAGGCAAUGUUUCUCAUAUUUAUGAUAUAUGUAGGGCUUUUUAUUGUUCAAAAAAAAUGAUAAUCAUUGUUUACUUGAGUUUUCUUUCAAUCUAAUUUAUGUUAGUAAACUCACCUAAGUCUUGAAUUGUUGUCUCAUUUUUUUUAUCAUUGUUUAUUUCAGGAUCUUAUGAUGAAGUAGACAUUGGUAGAGGUCAUGAGUCUGAAGGCCUCUAUAUACUUGACACACAUGUGCCAAGAUCCAUUACUUAUUCCAGUGUCUUAACUCCUUUUGAGUGCAUUGUACACUCGAGCAUCCCUUUCUGUCUUCCUUGAAGAAACUAUUUAUUUAAUACCAUAAUGUUUCAUCUUUAGAUUGUGAGUCAUGACAGUUUACUAAGCAUCAUCAUUUUCAAAAAGGUUACAGAUGCUACUCUCUUACUCUUAACCGCUAUCUUGUUUUAGUAGAUGUCACCUUCCUUGAAAAAUACUCCAUUCUUUCUUUACUCUCAUAUCUACGAGAGUUGGGGGAAGGAAGAUGAUUAAUUUGUUUAUACUAUAACCCAUUCUGUUAGUUCUCUAGACAAUCUUUUAGCAGCUUCAACACCUACUCGGCCACCUAUUGCCCAUAUCUACUCUCCAAGACACUCAUGACCAUGCCUUUUGCCAACCUCUUCGUUGGCAAAUCCAGCAUUCAAUGAUAAUGAUCCUAGCCUUGAUCUUCCUAUUACACUUCAGAAAGGUAAACAUCAGUGUACUUAUCAUGUUUCCUCCUUUGUUUCUUAUGAUAACCUAUUUGUUUCUUCUGAUCACUUAUCUUCUUUUUCUAGCUUAUUUAUUGCGUCCUUAGAUUAUGCUUUGAUUCCUAAAAUUCUUAAAGAAGCUUUAUCUCAUCUUGGUUGGCGUAUUACUAUAGAAAAGAAGAUGGUAGCGUUGGAUGGUAAUGGUGCUUGGAAUUUGGUAACUUUAUCUACAAGAAAGAAAGCUAUUGGAUGUAAAUGGUGUUCACAGUAAAGGUUAAUAUUGAUGGUUCUAUGGCUCAUCUUAAGGCCCUUCUUAUUGCUAAGGGCUAUGCUUAGACUUAUGGUGUAGGUUAUUCUAACACUUUCUCUCUAGUAGCAAAACUUGCCUCCGUUCGUCUAUUUGUCUCUAUGGCAAGCAACUAUAACUUACCCUUGUGCCAGUUAGACAUCAUGAAUGAUUUUCUGCAUGAAGAUCUACACGAGCAAGUCUAUAUGGAGCAAUCACUUGGAUUUGUUGCUCAAAGGAAAUAUGGAAAAGUUUGUUGGCUUCACAAAUAUUUGUAUGGUUUGAAGCAAAAUCCUAGUGCUUGGUUCGGUAGAUUCAAUGAGGCAGUUUAAAAUUUUGUGUUGAAGAAGAGCAAGUAUGAUCACUUAGUAUUUUUUUAGACAGUCUGAGGCUAGUAUAAUUUUACUAGUUGUAUAUGUUGAUGACAUUGUUAUUACUAGGAGUGAC
This is a messenger RNA of Hevea brasiliensis (rubber tree), 4026 nucleotides long. Its product is annotated as pullulanase 1, chloroplastic. Gene Ontology annotation, molecular function: pullulanase activity. Gene Ontology annotation, biological process: carbohydrate metabolic process. Lineage: Eukaryota; Viridiplantae; Streptophyta; Magnoliopsida; Malpighiales; Euphorbiaceae. The transcript is spliced from 23 exons. The coding region runs from base 113 to 2449 and encodes 778 amino acids. The record is from RefSeq and is a predicted model, not a curated record.